Setaria italica (foxtail millet) is the source of this 2209-nucleotide messenger RNA. RefSeq names its product asparagine synthetase [glutamine-hydrolyzing] 1. The record is from RefSeq and is a predicted model, not a curated record. NCBI's taxonomy places the organism in Eukaryota, Viridiplantae, Streptophyta, Magnoliopsida, Poales, Poaceae. Gene Ontology annotation, cellular component: cytosol. The transcript is spliced from 13 exons. Gene Ontology annotation, molecular function: asparagine synthase (glutamine-hydrolyzing) activity. Bases 113 to 1906 code for a protein of 597 amino acids.
CACGAGAGCGCUCGCCCACCGUCUCGUCUCUUUUCUUCCUCCCACACGCACGCUCGUUCCUCUCUCUCCCACCACCACCUCUGCUCGCGUUUCGUAUCACCACAAAUCCACCAUGUGUGGCAUCUUCGCCGUGCUCGGGUGCGCCGACUGCUCCCAGGCCCAGAGGGCUCGCGUCCUCGCGUGCUCCCGCAGGCUGAAGCACAGGGGUCCUGACUGGUCGGGGCUGUACCAGCACGAGGGCAACUUCCUCGCCCAUCAGCGGCUCUCCGUCGUCUCCCCGCUGUCCGGCGACCAGCCGCUCUUCAACGAGGACCGCACCGUGGUCGUCGUGGCCAAUGGAGAGAUUUACAACCACAAGAAGAUCAGGAAGCAGUUCACCGGCAAGCACACCUUUACCACCGGCAGUGACUGCGAGGUCAUCAUCGCUCUGUACGAGGAGUACGGCGAGAACUUUGUCGACAUGCUGGACGGCGUGUUCGCCUUCGUGCUCUACGACACCCGCAACAAGACGUUCAUGGCGGCGCGCGACGCCAUCGGCGUCAACCCCCUCUACAUCGGCUGGGGCGGCGACGGUUCCGUCUGGUUCUCCUCCGAGAUGAAGGCGCUGAACGAGGACUGCGUCCGGUUCGAGCUCUUCCCGCCGGGGCACCUCUACUCCAGCGCCGCCGCCGAGUUCCGGCGCUGGUACAACCCGCGCUGGUUCCUCGAGCAGGUGCCGGCGGCGCCGUACGACCCGCUCGUGCUCAGAGCGGCCUUCGAGAAGGCGGUUAUCAAGAGGCUCAUGACCGACGCGCCCUUCGGAGUCCUCCUCUCCGGCGGCCUCGACUCCUCUCUCGUCGCCUCAGUGACCAAGCGCCACCUCGUCGAGACCGAGGCUGCCAAAAAGUUCGGCACCGAGCUCCACUCCUUCGUCGUCGGCCUCGAGGGAUCCCCGGACCUGAAGGCCGCCAGGGAGGUCGCUGACUACCUCGGAACCAUCCACCACGAGUUCUAUUUCACCGUACAGGACGGAAUCGACGCGAUCGAGGAGGUGAUCUACCACGACGAGACCUACGACGUGACGACGAUCCGGGCGAGCACGCCCAUGUUCCUGAUGGCACGCAAGAUCAAGUCGCUGGGCGUCAAGAUGGUGCUGUCCGGGGAAGGCUCCGACGAGCUCCUGGGCGGAUACCUCUACUUCCACUUCGCGCCCAACAAGGAGGAGUUCCACAAGGAGACCUGCCGCAAGGUGAAGGCACUCCACCAGUACGACUGCUUGCGUGCCAACAAGGCGACCUCGGCAUGGGGCCUGGAGAUCCGCGUGCCGUUCCUCGACAAGGAGUUCGUCGACGUCGCCAUGGGCAUGGACCCUGAGUGGAAAAUGUACGACAAGGAUCUGGGUCGGAUCGAGAAGUGGGUCAUGAGGAAGGCGUUCGAAGACGAGGAGAACCCUUACCUGCCAAAGCAUAUUCUCUACAGGCAGAAGGAGCAGUUCAGUGACGGCGUUGGCUACAGCUGGAUCGAUGGCCUCAAGGCCUUCACUGAGCAGCAGGUCACCGAUGAAAUGAUGAUCAACGCUGCCAAAAUGUACCCCUACAACACGCCUGUCAACAAGGAGGCCUACUACUACCGGAUGAUCUUUGAGAGGCUCUUCCCUCAGGACUCGGCGAGGGAGACGGUGCCGUGGGGCCCGAGCAUCGCGUGCAGCACGCCCGCGGCCAUCGAGUGGGUGGAGCAGUGGAAGGCCUCAAACGACCCCUCCGGCCGGUUCAUCUCCUCCCACGACGCCGCCGCCACCACCACCGCCGACCAAACCGCCGGUGCCGCGCACGCCAACGGCAACGGGGUUGCGCCCGUAGCGAACGGCCACGCCGCGGCGAACGGCGCGGUCAACGGCACAGAGGUCGCGGUCGCGAUCGCGGCGUGACAAUAACAAACGAUAAGCUGAAGGAUAAGGACGACUAGUAGGUACACGGUGUGUGGCGUGUCGACCGGGCGCCGAUGCCAUGGCAUGGUGCGGUAGCACACGUGCUGCUAUUGUUUUUACGUUGCUGUUGUACUGUCGCUAGCGUACGUGUCCUUGUAUGUGUAAUGUGUACUGUGUACGUGUACGUGUGUGAGCGAGCGAUUCAGGCAUGCAUGUGUGUGCCGGGAUUGAUGUCCUUGAACUCGAUCCUUUUAAAGACUUGAGCUACGGAUCAAUCUAAAAGUAAGCAUUUUCCUUACUUAA